AUGGAUUUUUACAUACAGCAGAAGAAGAAGAGCAAGAAAAGGAGGAAAGCGGGAAGAACAGGAGUAGUAGUAGAACGGAGACAUCUUCCAGAGGAGAUCAUCAUGGACAUCCUCACAAGGUUACCAGUUAAAUCCAUCUUAAGAUUCAGAUCUGUUUGCAAGAACUGGUACCAUCUGUUCAGAAACCCUGAUUUUAUUAAAAUGCAUUUAUACCAUUCUAAUCGAAUGAACUACUUUAGUCUCAUCCUUACCAAAUACGAUGAUGAUGGUUUUGCUACAUUUCCUUCAGUUGAUUACAACCACUCAUUGUCUUUAUUUGAUCAGCGUGUGAAGUUUUGUUGUCCAUUGAAGUACCGCCAAUGCUUAGUCGAAAUCCUUGGCUCUUGUAACGGUUUGAUCUGCCUUAAAUCAAAACCUAAAGUGGUUUGCAUUUGGAACCCAUGUACGAAUGAGUACGUGAAAUUACCACGAGUUUCAGGUAUUCCUAGUAUUAGAAGCUAUGGGUUUGGUUACGAUUGCAAGACUUGUGAUUACAAGGUAGUGAGAAUUGUUACUGGUGAUUGGGAUUCUUUUUCGCGCGUCAUAGUUCAUACUUUAGGAAGAGACUCGUGGAGAAUCCUCCAGGAUAUUCCUUAUAGUAUUUGUAUCAGCAGAGAAAAUGGGGUGCAUUUAAAUGGGGUUCUUCAUUGGAUGCUAAAUCCUAGCAGCAGAGUCGAUAAAGGAACUAGAGUUAUUGUUUCUUUUGAUAUAGGUGACGAGAAUUUCAAAGAAAUGCAACUACCUUUCCUUUGUGUGAAAAACGUGGACGUGUGGAUAUAUCUGAUUUUGCUCUUUGUUGUUGGGUGGUAA
Messenger RNA from Papaver somniferum (opium poppy), 849 nucleotides. Its product is annotated as F-box/kelch-repeat protein At3g06240-like. Gene Ontology annotation, molecular function: protein binding. The transcript has a single exon. The record is from RefSeq and is a predicted model, not a curated record. The coding region runs from base 1 to 849 and encodes 282 amino acids. Lineage: Eukaryota; Viridiplantae; Streptophyta; Magnoliopsida; Ranunculales; Papaveraceae.